UAGCCACGAUCCUCUCGUCGCACUGACGACGUAACUUUCUAAACGGAAGAAGAGGAAUCGUAUACGACGAGGGAUAAAUACGAAAACGAAAGAAAGAGAGAAAAAUAGAGAGAGAGAGAGAAAGAGAGAGAGAGAGAGAGAGAGAGAGAGAGAGAGAGAGAGAGAGAGAGAUAAAAAGAAAAAAAAUAGAAGGAAAUAAUCCAUUGUCUAUUACGAUAUGCAUGUCUCGUAUCGAGGCUAGUGCAGUUUAGUCUGUGUUUUCUUAGUCCUCUCGAGCUACACCAAACGUGUACGAGAGAAAGAGAAAAAGAGAGGGAGAGAGGGAGAAAGAAAAGAGAGAAAGAGGGAAUAGCGACGACGACCUCGAUUCAGUACACCCCCACAGUCACCUCUUUCACAUCCCCCCGCGGUUCCACUCAACUUCUAUUUCUCUCUCUCCUGCUUGCUUACGCGCGUGCUCCCACUAGGCACUCUCCUCCUCGUCGCUCCAGCGUGCGCGGCGCUCGACCCUCGGAAAUUCUGAAAGCGGUUCGCGCCUGUGCAACGCGGGGGUGGCGGGGACCUAAAAUCGAGGCGAAAGGAAACUCGGCGGAUCCGGCUUAAGGGUUUCUCCUCUCUCCUAGGGCUCCUACGUGCCAUCAUCGUAGUCAUCAUCACCGUCACCAUCGCCGUCAUUGUCGCUGUCAUCGUUAUCGGCGGCGGCGUCGUCGUUGUUGUUCUCGCCGUCGUCCUCGUCCUCGUUCUCGAAAUUUGCGACCGCGUGCGUGCGUGCGUGGAUGCGUGCGCGCGUCCUCCCUUUUUCUUUCGGUCGUCCUACUUCCUCUCCUCGUUCUACGAUAAAAGUGGAUAUCUCGCUUCACAGUAGGAUUACCGAUGCGUUUGGAUCUAAGAAGAAGGAUCUAGCCUUGUGAUAGUUCCCUCUUGCUUUUUUUUUUUUUUUAUUUUUCCUUUCUCUCGAAGUAGAGAGAGAGAGAGAGAGAGAGAGAGAGAAGCAAAAGGGAAGAGGAAAAGAGUAUUGGGGCGACGCCGACGAUACGAGUUACCGUAGCUGUUACAUUAUCAUCCCGAAGAGGUGACACGGUUUACUUCGAGAGUGUUCACCAACGAAAAGUCUCUUCCUUUUUUUUAUAUUACGAAAGAAAAGGGAGAAAGAAAGGAAGGGAAUAGAAAGAGAAGAAGAAAGUUAAACGGGAGAAAAAGAGAAAUAGAAUAAGGGAAAGAAGAGGAGAAACAAAGUAAGGAAAUAAAAGAGAAUUUACGAUAGAAAUAAAUCGAGUGGUGUAGUACGUUUUUGGGGUACGUGCGCUAGCCGUGGCCGCGAGUGCAGCGGUGUGACGUGACAGUGUACCUGAAGCAGUGAUCGGGGAAGGUCGUGCGUCCUACGUCUCUUUAAGAAUAUUCCUCGAAAGGAUAACAACGUCUAGGAUACGUGAGGAACUCAUCGUGAAUCAAUCGUCGUUGUGUCUGAGCCAAAACUCGGAUUCGUUAGUUCGUUCGUGUAUAUCGUAUGAAAACAAAAGAGAACAGGAUCAUCGACGAUCCUGGACAACGUCGAUGAUCGUCAUGCGUUCUCGAUCGCAGCCCUCGGUCGAGGGUUGAAAAACCGAACUCGAGCGAAAACACGAUCUCAGGAUUGCGAUUUUCUCUUUGCUGUCGCGCGCGCGCGCGCCCACAACGGUGUGUCGGUCGUCGUGGGAAUUAAAAAGCGAGUUCGACGAUAAAUUUAUCUUUUCACGACGACGAGCUGGUCCCCCUCAGGAGGACCGACCGUGUACCACGUCAUCGAGCUCAAAGAGGACUCGGAACCUCGCAAGAAUGCGGGACCGGCUAUCGUGGUACAUGGUCUUCUUGAUCCUGCCGACAAUCCUCCUGGCCAGGUCGCUCGACAAAGGUCUUUUCCUUUCAGAUCGGCGUAUACCUUACAACAUACCAUCAGACUGGAGAGCAUUGUGGCUGAGCAAUUUAGAUGAACUACAAAGAAUCAACGAUGCAAACGACAACAACACCGUUUCGAACGUCACAGUACAAUUGGGUGGCACGGCUUUCUUGCACUGCAAAGUUCGCAAUUUGGCAGACAGAACCGUCUCGGAUGCCGAGAUCUCGUGGAUCCGUCGUCGUGACUUCCAUGUCCUAACGAGUUCAACGUUCACGUACACGAACGACGAGCGGUUUCAAGUGUUACACGCCGAAGGUUCGGACGAUUGGACUCUUCAAAUCAAAUACGUCCAAGAAAGAGACAAUGGGACCUACGAGUGUCAGGUCUCGAGGAGUACAGGGAUACUGUCACACUUCGUCAAUCUAAACAUAGUGAUACCAGAGGCAUUUAUAUUAGGAAGCGACGAGCAUCACGUCGACGUAGGGUCCAUCAUAAAUCUCGUAUGCAUAAUAGAAAAGAGCCCUACGCCGCCGCAAUACGUAUUCUGGUAUCACAAUAACCGGAUGAUAAACUACGACACCUCGCGGGGCAGCGUCAUCGUACAAACCGAUCCAGGACCAACCCAGAGUCGACUGACGAUACGCCAGGCCGUAGAAUCGGACACCGGCAAUUACACGUGUAACGCGUCCAAUACCAAGCCUGCAUCCAUCUUUGUCUUCGUUACCGAGGGUGACAAAAUGGCGGCGAUUCAACGCCGCAAAACGUCGGCCGCGAGGAAGAUUCUAAACGAAAUGCUGCUGACGACUAUGCUCGCGGCCAGUCUCGUUCUGGCACGAUAAACGAUUUCAUUUCGAAAUGUCUAUAAUUAUUUAAAUCCGUACGACUACUUCCAUUUGCGAUAGGUAGGUUACACCAGUCCGCGUUUUUAACGAGUAUUCAUGUCCUUUCUUCUUCCAUUCAUACCUUUUAUCAUAACAAAUUUUCUUCUUUCUUCUCGAAUUUAUUCCGUUUUUUGAUUUUUUUUUUUUUACUUUCCUUUCUUUCUCUCAUUCUCUCCCUCUCUUCCUUC
Vespa mandarinia (Asian giant hornet) is the source of this 2945-nucleotide messenger RNA. RefSeq names its product defective proboscis extension response 12 (gene dpr12). The record is from RefSeq and is a predicted model, not a curated record. Gene Ontology annotation, biological process: synapse organization. Lineage: Eukaryota; Metazoa; Arthropoda; Insecta; Hymenoptera; Vespidae. Gene Ontology annotation, cellular component: neuron projection membrane.